AUGAGCGGAGAAAACUACUACGCUCGCCAGCGGGUGGCCAGCCGCCAGGUGGACCAGCGGGCCGCUCUGUUCGGCAGCAGGGGGAACGCGCCACCCAGAGGCAGCAAGGCCGACCACAGUGCGGACAGGGAAGCGCUAGAGCGGCAGAACGAUGCCGAGAUCGGCGCCCUGGCCGGCAAGGUGGAGCGGCUGGGCGACAUCGCCAGAGGUAUCGGCAAGCAAGUGAAAGACUCGAACUCCCUGCUGGGGGGCAUGGCCGGGGAAUUGGACAAGGCCGGGACCCUAUUGAAGGGCACCAUGAACCAACUCAAGGUGAUGAUGCAGCAAAGGAGCGGGAAGCACAUGUGUUACAUGGUGGCGUUUGUGCUCGUGCUCUUCUUCCUGAUGUACCUCUUGAGAGGCAUGGGGAAACGGCUCGGCGGCGGCGGCGCGCCCGCGCCCUUGGAGAUUGUGCAGAACGACACGGCCGGGUGA
Messenger RNA from Prorocentrum cordatum, 474 nucleotides. Lineage: Eukaryota; Dinophyceae; Prorocentrales; Prorocentraceae. The record is from the annotation of a GenBank genome assembly.